UGAAAAUCUGUUAGUCAUAAUUCAUUUUUUGCGCAAAUGAUACGAUAAAGUACUCCUAAUAUUAUCCUCUCAAUUUGUUUCUGGGCUCACCUUCUGCUCGACGUUCCAAUUCAUAAAAUAUAAAACCCAACUCCUUCAGCCCCGAAAAAAUCGUUUGCCUCACUUCUUCCGUGCAUCUCCCAAACUUGCUCUUUCAACUUUUCAAGCAGAAGAGCCAAAGCCUAUCCAUGGAUGUGUAUGAAAAGAUCAAUAAGGCAGUUAUUGUCUGCUCUGCUAUCCAUGCAUUUCGUAACAAACCAGGUUCUUUAAAACAUCCGAAAUCAGCAGGUGCCAGCCCAGACACGCCCCAUAAAAGGGAGGCUGCAGAUGAUGUAGUUCCUAUCAGCUUUGAUUACUCAAGCCAGCCUCAGCCAGCUACUCUACUUGAAUCCGCUCAAAAGAACACCCAAAUAACCAAAGUUGCAUCCAAGAUAAAACCUGAAGCUCCACCAGCAAACACCGACAGUCCUGGCCAAGUAGCCAAGUCUAAUUCCAAGGUGGGAUCCUCUCAAUUUGCCAUGCAAGAAGGUAAGAGAUUACACAUUGAAGACAAUUUCACUUACUAUAUCGAUCGUGUAAGGGCUAGAAUGAGGACUAUAUCCAAUGUUGGUGAUCUUUCAAAUGUUGACAAUGUGUCACAUGUCAAUGUUGGAAAUGAUGCCUCAGGAAGAGAUGAGUUCUCGGAAUAUAUUGAUCGUGCCAGGAUUAAGAUCAGAACUACAUCAAAUAUUGGCGGUGGAAACUUUCCAGCAUCUUAAAUGAAGAGCAAGAAGCUUUGAACAGUAGGACAAAUGAUAUUUAUAUUAAAAGGGUCUUUAUGAAUAAUGAUAUCUGCCUUGCAUUAGCCAUAAAUCUGUGCUGAAUUAUAAACAACUAGAAUUAUGCCCAAAUCGAAAAUAAUACAAAUAGCAUUAAAGUCCUAUUUUUUCUAAACUUUCUUUGAUAUUCUUCCAUUUUUCUUUCAAUCGCUUCCCAUAUAUCUAAUCUCUCUGUUUUCUCAUAUUUCAUAUUUGGGAAAGUGUAUGGAUUGUUGAAUCUUUCUUUUGCGGUUUUAUUUUUAAACUAAGAGACUUAAGAAUGCUUCUUUAUAUUGCUUUAUGCAGCUUUUCAAUCUCAGUGGGAUUGACAUUUUCUUUUGUGCAGUCAUUUUCUUAUUAGCAAGCUCAUCUCUUGAGCAUUUAAAUAAGAAAAAUCAGUAUAAAUUACAGCUAUUUCAAUAAAUGUAACCUUUCAACCAUUUUAUCAAAUAGGUGGUGACCAUACAUGAAAAUAUAUUUUAAAGUAUUUUAUUAAUUUUUUUUUAAAUAACCAAUAAAGAAAUAUUCAACAAUUCAUAUCUUUUCUCAAAUAUGAAAUACAGAAAAAUAAAGAGAUUAGUUAUAAGGCAAGCUAUUGAAAGAAAAGUGGAA
Messenger RNA from Hevea brasiliensis (rubber tree), 1448 nucleotides. RefSeq lists its product as uncharacterized. The transcript has a single exon. The coding region runs from base 228 to 797 and encodes 189 amino acids. The record is from RefSeq and is a predicted model, not a curated record. NCBI's taxonomy places the organism in Eukaryota, Viridiplantae, Streptophyta, Magnoliopsida, Malpighiales, Euphorbiaceae.